AUGUCGAACUCCUUCGAGAACACGCUGUCCAACAUUGUGGACCUCGUUAAAAGUUUUUCCUCUUAUUCUUAUUUCCCGAAUCGAACCUUCUUUCAGAUCCAUAUUUCACUUCUCGCGAACCGCGGCCUGAAUUUCGGCAACCAGGCCCACCACCUGCCCCGAAUUAUGAGUACGAAAGUCGGGAGCCGCAGCCACGAUUCGAGAACCGUGCAUCUGCCGGUUUCCCCAACAAAUAUCCUCCAGUCGUGGAACUUCAAAUAAAUCCAACUUAUCAGGGCAGAGAAAGAAGUCCUGCCUCAUACGCUCCACAGUCCAGUUAUUCCUCGUCAGUGAAAGUUUCAGUUUUAGAGCAGAUUUCCGAAAAACUCGAAACGAAAAUCUUGCAUAAUUUGGAAAAAAAAAUAAUGGAACAUUUCGCUCACCUUGUAUAUCAAUCUCUCCAAAAAAGUUUUUGGUCAAAAGUUGGUUAAUUCCAGAAAAGUUUUUAGUAGUAACUUUUAGUGGUCAUUCUGUAGCAUGUUUGAGCUUUAUGACUUUUGACAAGAGAACUUUCUUAUCUUCUGUCGUUUAGAUUUCCAUCGAAAGAGCAGCCAUCGGGGAAUUUCACAGCGUUAGUGAAUUUUUAGUUUUAAGGCUUUUUAGUUAAGAUUCUAGUCUUUUCGUUUAGUUUUAGAGCUUCUUGGAGUUUUUUUUCAGAUAUUUAAUGAGCACUUUUUUUCAGGAUGCCCUCAGGUCAACCAGGCUCGGCCAAUUAUACACCGUUAGUUAUUUUUUGUGACUGAUUUCGUGAUAAUUUUCUGAUUUUCUCAGAAUCAACGCGCAGCAGGCGUCGGCCAACUUUCAACCGUCAGUUUUUCAGAUUGUUAGGAUAUAAAAACGAUUUAAAUUUUUCAGGGCCGCUGCUACUGCCCCGCAGAGUGCGCCACAAGUUCCGUACGACUAUAAUGCAGUUGGAUUUGACACUAGUUCCGUCGACCCUUCUAUGGUUCGGUCAGUAGAGCGACAUUGACGUGAAAAAAUAAUUUCAUUUCGAAAAAAAUGUAUUUUGUAUUUUUUGUGCUGUUGUGUACAGCGGAGUUCCAGUGAGGGAUGUGAACUUUAAGUUUUCAUACAACAAAAUUUCAUUUUUUUUUUUUGAUCUAAUUGAGCUUUGAGCAACAGUUAUAGUUGUUCAAUUCGAAAGCCGUAAAGAAAUUGAAAAAAAUUCAUAUUCUGAGUUUUGGUAUUUUCUCCUGUUCUAUUGCUUCGAGUUUUCACUGAGAAAGAAGUUAUUUACACUACAGUCUGUGUGUCACGACUUGAAAUUUCACCGAACGACUUUCCGCUGUUCCGCUGUGUGCGUUCGCGAAGCGUCUUUUGAAUCUAUGUCACGAUUUCAAUUAAUUGUUAUUGCUGUGGGAGCACAUGAAAGUAGAAAACCUUCAUAAAAGAAAAAAAAAUUAAGAGCGCGAGGCAGUUUCUCAAAGGCGCGCAGCGGCACAGCGGAAUCUCGUUCGGUGAAGUUCCAAGUUGUGGUACACACACUAUAGUAGGUUCCAGAAAACGUCAUUUGAAAGCUAAGAUUUCAACUGGGACCUAAUUUUUUGAAAGUCUUUAAUUUCUAAAUUAAAAAAAAAACGAACGAAAGUUAGAAAAUUUAAUUUCCAUAUUUUUGAAGGUCGCGAGUCUUUGUCGGGAAUUUGGUACGCGCGAACACCAACCGCACCGAAAUCAUCGAUUUGUUCCGCCCUCUCGGAAAAUUGCUCUCAGUCUCUUAUUUCGCGCCACAAGUGAGAAUAAGAUAAAUUUGGAACGAGUUAAAAUAAGUAACUUUCCAGGGUUAUGGUUUCGUGCAAUAUUUGGAGCCUGCAAGCGCCGAAAAGGCCGUUCAGAUGUUCAAUGGAACCCACUGGAAAGGAAGUCUUCUUGGUUCGUUUUAAAGAAAUUCUGAAGUUUCACUUUUAAAACAGCCAAAACGUGUUUUAAAAUUCAUUGAGGAAAAAAAAGCACGAAACUGCUGGAAAAAAAAGAUCGACGUUCAGAAGCUUUUUAAUUUCAAACCUGUGAUCAAAAAUUUGUUUUUUUCUAUCCAAAAAAAUAGACAGUAGAAAAUUUGAAAAAAAAUUUGAUAAUGAGGCCUAAUACGAUUAGAUUUGAAAUAAACGUUACCAUUCGAUUGAGAGGUUGGAUCUCAAAAAAAUGUAUCAGUUUAAAUCAUUUAUUUUUCAGACGUCCACCUUGCCACGUUGGCUCCGAAUCGGCCCAGAAAAGGAGAGAUUCUGUAAGAAUUUGUCAUAUUAAAAAAAUAAUACAAAAAUCUCUCAAUUUCAGUGGAAAACGUGCCAUGGAAGUGUCUAUGAUUGAGACGGAUUUGCUGGAGAAAAGGAAUCGGGAAUUCGCCAUCGGUGACAAAACCAACAACGAAAUGCUCAAACCACACCGUAUUUCUAACCUUGCCUGGUUCUUGUACCAAAUAGAUCUUUUUCCAGCUCCUGGCUUCAAAGAUACGCUGAUUUGUGGCUCGUGUCGCUUUGUGACUAGCGAUUUCGAGGAUUAUAAGAGCCAUCGGGUCGCUGGCUGUGAUAAAGGCCAGGACAGCGGUAGGUUACAUGAGAAUUCCUGUUGAUGAUCAGAACAAAUCUUUUCUGCGAGACGCUAAAGUCUCAAUUAUAUUGCGAUUUCUCGAAACUUUUAUUUGAUCCUCUAAAAACAAUAGCAACAUUUUUAAAACAGAUUAUAUUGAAAAAAACGUGUCGUAAAUUUAUUAUUGAAAUACCAAAGCUGGAUCUUCUCAAAAGUCAAAACUCAAAAACAGAAGGAAAAAGCUUCCACCAGUUCUUCAUACUAUAAUUAAAAUUCUCUUGAUGAAUCCAUUGAAGCUUGUUGCAGAUGAGAAGAAGCAUCGACUGAAGUGUAAUUCGUGCGGACAAAUCUUCACGACCGGCUGGGCGGUUCUGUCGCAUCUCGCCGACUUUCACAAAAUGACGCUGUACAGCGUGAUCGAGGCGGAACCGAAGGCAGAACCCAAGGAGGAACCGAAAGAAGUCAAGCCAGUUGAUGAAGAGGAACCCGGCGAUGAGUACAUCGAUGAUUAAGUGGUUGGUUUCAGAAAAUGUGGGUUCGCGAAUAAUGCCAUUGUUCGCAGAAAGAGAUCGUGCCUUUUAUGCUUCUUUAUUAUUUUUUCAACCAAAAAUAAUUUGAAGCUCUUCGAGAAAAAGAAAGUAUUUUGAAGCGGAAACUGGUGAAAUUUAUCAUGGUCUUUUUGUCGAAAAUGUACCAAAACCGCCAAAAAAUCAACGUUAAAAAAUAAUUAUAUGAGAGAAGUUUAGGAAAAACAUUAUAUUCUGAAAAGAGUCUGAAAUUCGCGAGGUCCCGUAACUAAGUUUGAAGCGUCAGUUAAGCUCACGUUUUUUUAGAAACUUUUUAAAGAGAGUUCUUUUUCUGCUGAAAGAGUUUGCGCGAAAUUUUAUUUUCUACUUGAACUUUCUAUCAAAAAAACUGGUUUUUUUCCUACGAAAUUUUUUUCGUUCCACUUUUAUUUUUUUACUUUUUUUCAAAGUUGCGUUCGUGAAAUUUUUUUGGGGGAAUUUUUUUCAAAAAAAGAGUUUUUCAUUCUAUUAAACCGCUGUACUUAUCUUAUUUUUUACAUUUUUUAUUUCAAUACAACGAAUAUUUACGCAGGGCUUCGAGAAUCCGGCGCUUUUUGCGUUGA
This is a messenger RNA of Caenorhabditis auriculariae, 3691 nucleotides long. Lineage: Eukaryota; Metazoa; Nematoda; Chromadorea; Rhabditida; Rhabditidae. The record is from the annotation of a GenBank genome assembly.